UUAGUGUUGACCAAAAUGAUUCUGAAGGAGCACCUUUUGAGCAUUCGAUUUCUGUCGCCGAGCUUCAUCAGGGCGAGUGUAUUGAUCGCGAUUCACCUGAUUCAGUACUACAUCGAAAGUUUGUGGCACAAGUACUGUCCCGUGUUUGCCCGCCCGGUGGUGAAGAUCGAUGCUGGGAAGCUGCGAGGGCUGAGUCAACGGCUUUCCAAUGGGAAACCGUACCACUUUUUUAAAGGCAUUCCGUACGCUGAGCCUCCGGUCGGAGAGUUACGAUUUAAGCCCCCUGUUGCGUUGGAGCGAUUUGGCGCACCGAUGCUGGAUUGUUCCGUUCACCGAAGUUGGUGCAUGCAGUUGACAUUUCCCAUGAACAUCGUUAUGGGAUCGGAAGAUGGACUGUUUUUGAACGUUUAUACGCCGGAGAUACCUGGUGAUCAAAUUGAAUCCACGAAGAGACUGCCAGUGAUGAUCUACGUACAUGGGGGAGCUUUCCAGGAAGGAGCUGGAGAUAGUUUCGUGUACAAUCCCUUACCGUUGCUUGAGGAAGGCGUAGUUGUCGUUACGCUUAACUAUCGUCUCGGUCCUUUGGGAUUCCUAUGUUUGCCUGAAGCCGGAAUCUACGGUAACAUGGGACUGAAGGAUCAGCGAAUGGCAUUCAGAUGGGUACAGCAAAACAUUUCUCAGUUCGGUGGAGAUCCGAACAAUGUUACAGUAUUUGGCGCAAGUGCCGGAAGUACAUCCGUUCAGAUGCAUUACCAGUCGGAACAGUCCAGACAAUAUUUCCAUCGAGUAAUUGGUCAAAGUAUUAGUGGCUUCACACAUCCAUACUUUCAAGUUCAACCAGAGGAGAAAGCAAAAAAGUUGGCAAAUUUGUUAGGAUGUAAGGAAAGCUCUAGUCAGGAUUGCUACGAAACGCUCAUGAAGGCUUCUGCUCGACGAAUCGUCCGACUGCAAAACUUUGUCCACAACGAGGCGGAGAAAUCCCAACCGUACAAGUUUUACUUCCGACCAGUUGUAGAGGUAAAACAUGCCCAAGACGCCAUAAUCACCGAUCGUCCGGAAGAUAUCGUCAAGCGGUACGACACCAUGACGAUGCCCAUCAUGACCGGUGGCAAUACCGCCGAGGGUUCCCUGACGGCCUUCAUGUUGCGUGGUCGCAUGAAGGAAUUCGAUCGCCAUCCGGAACGGCUUAUUUCCCUUCUACUUGACGAUGCGGAGAUUCCGGACCGAGUUGGGCUCGGGAAGCUCAUCAAGCAGUUCUACUUUGGAGGGCGUAACAUUGACAAAAGCACCAUUCAACAGCUUAGUGAUCUCAGCACUGAUGCUGACUUCUUGAUCCAUCAGGCAGUUACAGCAGAGUGGAUCGCUCGGAAUCAACCCAGAGUUAGGCACUACUACUAUCUGUUCUCCUUCAGUGGCAGGUGGAGCUUGAUGAAACAUUUGCUCGGAGUGCCUCAAAUUGAUGGAGCCUGUCAUAUCGAGGAUGUUUUCUACAUGUUCAACUCCUACUUCCUGCCGACAAUCCCCGAAGACAGCGACGAAAUGAAAAUUCAAAAAUCGUUCAUAAAACUGUUGACCAACUUUGCCAAGUACGACGAUCCAACGGCGCAAGGAUUUGAACCCAGCCAGCUGAAAUGGCUUCCCGUUCAAAGUUGUGACCGGCGCUCCGACGGUUUCGACAUGGACUGCUUGCUGAUCGAUAAAAAUCUCAAAAUGGUGCGAAAUCUUAACAGAGAACGCGUUGAGCUAUGGCGAGGACUGUUCAAAAAGUAUAAAAAUGGGUAUUUGUACGAGCAGGGAAAAUCACAGCUGAAUUUUUUGUAUUGUAUCAUGUUAGAUUUUAUCAAAGCGCUUACCGCGUUUUUUGCGGCCCUAGUCAAGGGGCUGGUGAAGACCAAGUUGCUGAAGUUGUUUCCCCCCGCGGUGCGUCCAGUUGUACGUGUACGCCAGGGCAAACUCCGAGGCGUCACAACAACAUUGCCGGACGGGACGACGCCGUAUCACUACUUCAAGGGCAUUCCGUACGCAAAGCCACCCGUUGGGGAGCUUCGCUUUCGUGCUCCGGUACCAAUUGAUUCGUUUUACCACCCGAUCGUGGACUGUCUCGUUGAUAGAAGUGCGUGUUUGCAACCGCUGGUUGGGCGCUUCACGUUCGGGAAGGAAGCUGGGCUGUUUUUGAAUGUCUUCACGCCAAGACUGCCGAACGGUGGCGAAGAAAAUGGCGCGAAUCUCCCGGUUAUGGUGUGGAUUCAUGGGGGAGGCUUUAUCAGCGGAUCGGCGGACAGCUUUAUCUACGAUCCGAUCUAUCUCGUCCAGGACGGAGUGGUGGUGGUUGUCAUGAACUAUCGGUUGGGGCUUUUCGGAUUUCUCAGCUUGCCCGAAGCAGGGAUUGAGGGCAACGCAGGGCUUAAAGAUCAGCUACUGGCCCUUAAGUGGGUUAAGAGGAACAUUGCCCAAUUCGGAGGUGAUCCCAACAACGUAACUCUGUUUGGACAGAGCGCGGGAAGUUGGUCUGUUUAUUUGCAUUAUCUUUCGCUAAAUUCCAGACAGUACUUCAAUCGGGCGAUCUGCCAGAGUGGCGUCGUUUGCACAGAGUCGUUCUUUCAAGUGGAACCCUCGACCAAAGCUCGCAAGUUGGCGAAGGUUCUUGGAUUUAGAGGAGACUCGGAUAUGGGUGUUGUAGAUACACUUAUGAGCGCUCCUGCCCACCUGAUCAUGAAGCACCAGUGUAAAAUGGCCAGCGACCAGGAGAACAAACUAGCAAUGAACUACGUCUUCAGACCGGUAAUCGAAAAAGUGGAAACAGUGGAUAGCAUAAUUACCAAAUCCCCUGGAGAUAUUCUCAAAGAUUUCGACUCCAUUCGAAUGCCACUUAUCACGGGAUGCAACACCGGCGAAGGAUGUCUUUCGCUGUACUUUAUGGAGCACAACGGUCAAAUGAGUGCUUUUGACGAAGAAGUUGAGCGACUUGUUCCGUGCUUUCUGAAGGAAAACCCUAAGCUAGAUUGCCAGGCAGUUGGUGGGCAAAUUAAGCGGUUCUACUUUGGCGAUCAGCACUUCACUAAACGCACGAAGCAGCAAAUGUGUGACCUCAUGUCGGACUGCACCUUCAUUACCCCGGCGAUGAUUAACGUUGAGCUGCUGGCCCGAUAUCAACCCAACGUACGGCACUAUCAUUAUCGGUUCACGUUCAGUGGCCAGUUUAAUUUGUUCAAAGGGCUGUUCAACCAGAGCGACAUGGAAGGACCUAGCCACGGGGAUGAUAGUUUCUACAUUUUUGACUCUCCAAUGCUGCCCUCGGUUUCACCAGGAUGCAAGGAAUUCAAAGUGCGAAACAACUUUAUUCGAUUGUGGACCAAUUUUGCCAAAUAUGGAUACCCAACUCCAUCGAAACCUGCGACUGCAGAAAUGUGGCCCGAAGUGCGAUUUGUGGGACCUGAUGCUGAUAAAGUCGAUCUGGAUUGUCUGCAAAUUGAUACAGAAACAGCAGUCAUUAGGAAUCCCUCUGAGCAUCGGACAGUCUUUUGGAGGAAUCUGUUGCAAAAAUAUAAGGAAGAACAUUGUUGAGCUUAAAUUUACAGCAUCAUUAAAGGAACUUAAGAAUCUCAUCGAUUAUGUGCCAACACUUUCAAUAAAUGCAAAGAUUGAAUAUCGAAACUGAAAAUUAUUCAAAAAAUUAAAACACAUUGUUAAGAUCAUGUUACCACAUUUUAGUUCACAAAUAUUUGCAGGAGAUUACAAAACUGCCCGUCCUUCAAGCAGUUUGAAUUUAUUUGUAUUUAAUAAAAGAUAGCAACAUGAACAAAAUCAAAAAUAUCUUUUUUAAGGUAAG
This is a messenger RNA of Culex pipiens pallens (northern house mosquito), 3829 nucleotides long. RefSeq lists its product as uncharacterized. Gene Ontology annotation, molecular function: cholinesterase activity. The coding region runs from base 16 to 3564 and encodes 1182 amino acids. Lineage: Eukaryota; Metazoa; Arthropoda; Insecta; Diptera; Culicidae. The record is from RefSeq and is a predicted model, not a curated record. The transcript is spliced from 9 exons.